Molecule: messenger RNA, 746 nt
Organism: Paramecium sonneborni
Lineage: Eukaryota; Ciliophora; Oligohymenophorea; Peniculida; Parameciidae
Source: the annotation of a GenBank genome assembly
AUGGACAAUAACGAAGAACAUUAUGAAGUAGAAUAUGUUUUUGGAAAAAGACUUGAUAGAGGAAAUGAAGUAGAUUAUGCAGUUAAAUGGCUUGGAUAUGAUAAAAAACAUCAUACUUGGGAACCAAUUUCUAGUUUCAGUUCUGCUUCCUUACUUUUAAUCGGGUAUACAUCGUUUUAUAUUUAUAUUUCAGUCGAUUCGAAAGAUAUUUAGCAUAUAAAAAUUAUUACAAAUUGAUUGCCAAAAAAAUAGAAAAACUUAAAUAACCUAAAAAACCAGAUGAACCUAUUAGAGUACAUAUUAGAAAUAGAUUCACUCAAGUAUUAAUCAAAGAAGCUGAAAUUAUUAAUAUUGAAUUAGAUACUGAUGAAAUUGUUUAAAAAAAAGAAACCUUAUAAAUCUAUGAUGAUGAUCCUGAUGUUCAAAUUGUCAGUGUAAAUUUCAAACCAAUUAAAUAAAGUGAAUCUAAGGAUCUAAAUAAAUUUAAAGUACAAAAAGUCUCUUAAACUCUUGAUUUCAAUCGAAUGAUGCAUAUUAGACAAUAAUAAUUUAAUCCUAUCAAAAUUAAUACCUAUAAAAGUAAAUAUAAAGUAGAAAAGGAUUAUUUAAAUGAAAUUAUUUUUGAAUAAAGAUAAAAAGAAAAAGAAGUCAACAUGUUUAAAUUUACAGAAAUUAAUGAUAGAUACGAAUCUAUAUCGCAAUCAAUAAUUCCAACACAGAGUUUUUAAUCAUAAAGUUCCAUUUGA